Messenger RNA from Silurus meridionalis, 4429 nucleotides. It is a transcript of the gene emilin1a, whose product is annotated as elastin microfibril interfacer 1a. The coding region runs from base 341 to 3457 and encodes 1038 amino acids. The transcript has 8 exons. Lineage: Eukaryota; Metazoa; Chordata; Actinopteri; Siluriformes; Siluridae. The record is from RefSeq and is a predicted model, not a curated record. Gene Ontology annotation, molecular function: protein binding.
AGAGAGAGAGAGAGAGAGAGCAGUUCCUGUGGGCCACUGAACACUCAAUAUCAUUGUAUCUGCACAUGUCGUAGGACGGAGUGGAUAACCAUGUGGAUGCUGAAGGGAUUCUCAACUUUGGUUCACCAGAUUCUUACGGAAUGACCUUAAAGCUGUGGUUUUGAAAAUUCUUUUUGGAGGGAUUAGAGAGAGCCACUCGCGGAUCACCCGUUCCUGCGCGCAAAGCGGACUUUUUAAACAUUUAUUUAUUUAUUUUUUUUUUUUUACCUUUUUUGAAACCUUCUUUUGGCAUAUUGAAUCGGAUGUAACUCUGUUGAAAAGAGAUCUUUUACUCCUGUAAAUGAUGGCGCGCUCUUUUCUUCUGACUUUCUCUGCGCUGCUGCUGCACCAAUGCGUGUGUGUAGCGGGAUCUCACACAGCACCCACACACACUCAGCACGCGCGCGCAGUCAGCAGACACAGGAACUGGUGUGCUUAUGUGGUAAUGAAAACCGUUAGCUGUGUUAUGGAGGAUGGAGUGGAGACCUUUGUAAAGCCUGAAUACCAGCAUUGUGGUUGGGGCCAGUGCACUCGUGUUGUGGUAUAUCGGACAUUCAGAAGGCCAAAGUACAAAAUUUCUUACAAAAUGGUGACACAGAUGGAAUGGAAGUGUUGCAAUGGCUACUCAGGGGAAGACUGCAGCAACGGCCCCAAUGAUGACACACAGGUCACCAAUGGUGCACCUUCAACAUCUGGACCUAGUCCUGGGAAUGAACAGAAGGGUGGAGAAGAAAGAGGAGAGAGUGAUAAAAUCAGACAACUUGAGAAGAGGAUUGAAAGCUUGAAUAAAGAACUUCGUGACAUGCAGUCCACCUUACAGGGAGUGAAGCAAAAAGUCCACGAGGAGUCUCGUUGGUCACAAGGAGUCCACAUUAGUGGUCAGAACCCUGCUGAUGCAGCCCAACCUGAAAUGAGAGAAACCAUUAAUAGCAUUCAGACUAAGCUGGACCUGCUUGACAACAUGACACAAGUACAUGACAGGACUCUAAUAAGUAUUAACAACCAUCUGGUCAGUGGCAAUGGUGUAGGCAACGAGCUAGACAGAGGAGGUCAGUAUAGUACGCUGAAGGAUGAGAUCCUCCGUGAGCUCGAGCUUCGCAUCACACUGUCCUGCUCUGCCUGCCAGAGUGGUGUCGAGAGCAUUCGGCAGCAGCAGCAGGAGGACAGGGAGAGAAUCCGUGCCCUAGAGAAGCAUGUAAGUGUCAUGGAGCAGCACCACAGGCAGACAGUGGAGGUUUUGCAGAGAGAUCUGACUCACUCAAAGAGCUGCUGUGAUUCCAUCGUGGACGUCGAGAGGCGGAUCGGAGCACUUGAGAAGAAAGUCAGUUCCGGCGUGGAAUUGUAUGAUGUUCUAUAUGAGCGCAUUGAAAAAGAGUUGAAAGGGAUCGCAGGGAAUCCAGGACAAGUAAAUAUAUCAGAAGAAAAGCUAAACAGCCACCUAAGACACUUGGAGCGUCGGCUCAACGGAACAGUGAGGAAAGCUGUGCAAAAAUGCUCUCACACCGAGACCACUACGAAGCAUUUUGUCGAAAGAGAAAUCAGCAAGAUACGGGAGUCUGUCCACGAUCAAAAACAAUUUCAAAAUCAAACAAUUUCUAAGAUCGAACUCAGCAUGAGAGAAAUAAAUAAUUCCGUUACUGACCACACAGAUCGCGUGAACGAGUUGGAAAACAAGACGUCGGUUUUGGACAGCAGGUUGACGUCAGCGGUCGCGUUGUGUGCAGAUAUGUGUUCGACACAAAGCCAAGCAAAUAAGACCGUGGAGUUUGUGAAAGCAUUGGAAUGGAAAGUCAUUGCCAACACGGAAGACAUCCAUAGGUUUGACACUAAGCUGAAAGAUCUUUCCGUGUCUGGUGACUCUAUGAUGAACCGCAUUUCAGACCUAAGCCACAAUGUUGAGGAGAUCACAGCUCUCAUGGGUGACAAUGGUGAGAAUUUGAAUAGGCUUGUCACAGAAGUUGAGAUCUUAAGUAUUAACUGUUCUGCUUUCGGUGACAUUGAAAAAGAAAUUGGCAACUUGAGAAACACAACCAUCAGCACCUUUGGGCUCUAUCAAAAUGAACUCACUAACUUGCACAGAAAGGUGAUCUCUGAUGAAAGUGCAUGCUCACAGGUCUGCUCCAACUUGCAGGAGGAAGUGGGCAAACUUAAAGAGGAAGUGGAAAAGUGCAAGGACCUAUACCAGAUUAGUAUGACUGAACACAAGGAACACAUCCAUGGUCAGAUUAAUAUAACUAGCACAUUAAAAAAGGAUCUUCAGUCCAUUCAAGGUGAGCUCUCAGGAAUCAAACUGACCUUUAGCUCUGUUAAUGACACCCUGCAGGGAUUAGGGCACACUGUUCACAGCCAUGGCAACAUAAUAGCUGACCUGGGUAUUUCCAAGAACAAAAUUGUUUUGCAAAUUAGCAAGAUCCAAGAAGGUCUAGAUGAGCACAUUGACGGCAGCCAGGAACAGUUCAAGAACAUUAGUCAUGAUAUUCAGAAAUUUACUAGCAGUCUUUUGGUGGAAAUAGGGGAGUGUAAACAGGGCGGUCAGGACCUUGAGGAAAGGCUUUUGACAAUGGAGAAUGUUUGUGGCAGACUGGAGUCACGUUCAGAGAAUCUGGAGCAGAUCUUGACAACAAUAAGCGGACAGGUUUCCGGACUUUGGACAUUUGUUAAUGGACUCAAUACGACCCUCAUUACUCAGAGGGAAGCCAUACACAACAUUGAGAGUGUUCACUUGGAGGAUAUUCAUCGCAAGAUGAACAGUCUCAACGCCACACUACUGGACUUCCUAAACGAUUUCCUGACCUUUACUGAGCAGAAUUUUACUGGACCUCCAGGACCACAAGGAGAGAAAGGUCAUCAAGGUUUACCAGGUCCAAUAGGGCCACCAGGCAGAGAAGGUCCUCAAGGUAUACCAGGAAACGAAGGACCAAUUGGUCUACCAGGUCCAAGAGGUGAAGAAGGUCCUCCAGGAGAUGAUGCAAAAGUACCACGGCUGUCUUUUUCAGCAGCUCUUACACAACCACAGGUCGGUGCAGGCACCAUUGUUUUUAAUAAGGUCUUUGUCAAUGAAGGGAUGUCUUACAGUCCACAAACAGGUAUAUUCACAGCCCCGGUGAGUGGCCGUUAUUUCUUUAGUGCAGUCCUAACUGGGCAGAAAAACGCAAAGAUAGAGGCGGUGUUGUCGAAGUCGAACUACGGUAUCGCGCGUGGAGACUCGACCGGGUACCAGCCCGAGGGUUUGGAGAAGCCUAUGUCUGAAACACGAAGAACUCCAGGAUCUCUGGUCAUUUUCAACAUCAUACUUCCUCUAAAGGUGGGAGACACUGUGUGCAUUGACCUGGUCACAGGGACUCUCGCUGAUUCCGUCGAACCUCUUACCAUGUUCAGUGGGAUGCUGCUGUAUGAGAAUAUAGAUGCUGUGUUAUAAGAGUGAGAAAGGAUUGGUUAAAAUAUUGGAUUUUGGAUUUUAAUAUUUCUUUUUCAACAAUUUUGUACUGUCUUAGUGACUUUUAGUGAAAUUUGUAACUACAAAGCUCUUUUUUUUUUUUUACUACAAAGAUUUUUUCUUUAAAACCAUCCAAAAUAUGUUGUUAGAUCUAAGGUUUUUUUUAUGUUUGUGUCUUAAAAUUAUUUAGCAAAGAAUCGAGAAAGAGAAAGAGAGAUCAAGUCAGUCAAGUGUGUUUGUAGAAGUGAACAAAUUUGCUUGUAUGUGCUUAAGGUUCCAUUCAUUUUUUCCCCCUCAAAUAGCCAUAAUAACGCAGCCCUUAUUUUGCCAUAAAACUCCAUAUUUGGGAGGGAAAGAGUUCACUCUUGUGUUAAUGUACUUCACUGGGAAAUAACAAGCCAGCAAGGACAGCAAAAAAUAGUAUCGCAUGCUCUAAAAGAAACAGUUCAGAUAUGAAAUAACAGAAGCUAUGAGAAAGCCUGCUUUUGUAAACCAUAAAAAUGUCAGCAUGCUGCUGUUGGUUUUGUCAUGUUUUUUUUUUUUACUGUUUCCUCAACCUUGAACUUACCAUGCAGGCAAGAUAAAUAGCUCACGUACUGUACAGCAGGCUAAAGCUUUGAAGUUCAAUGUUUUUUUUAAGUGCAUUAGAGGAGCAUACGAAACAUCUUUAUGGUCUGAGACCUGUGAGAAAAUUAUAAGAACAUAUACUCAUUUCUUUUAGCUAAUUAUACUGAGAGAGAGAGAGAGAGAGAGAGAGAGAGAAAUGAGAAAAAGGAGCCAGACCCUUUAAUUCACUCCCUCAUUCACUCGCUUUUUCAUGAAGCAUAAUUUUUCAGAAAGAUUGCUGGUUCCUGGGCUUGGAACUUGUAAUAAAUGUGACAUUUGUUUUAUAUUUUAAAAGCUCAAUGUUUUUAUACGGUAUUGCUGUGUAUCAAAUGCAGUCUAAGAAACUAA